Messenger RNA from Gossypium raimondii (Peruvian cotton), 2984 nucleotides. RefSeq lists its product as uncharacterized. Lineage: Eukaryota; Viridiplantae; Streptophyta; Magnoliopsida; Malvales; Malvaceae. The transcript is spliced from 4 exons. The coding region runs from base 349 to 2568 and encodes 739 amino acids. The record is from RefSeq and is a predicted model, not a curated record.
CUGUUAAAGUAGAAAUAGAAUCUACAGUCUCUUAAAAUUCUCAAAUGCAAAAUGCAUAUACAUAGAAAAGAAAGCUCAGGACUGUCCAAUUUCUCCCUUUCUCUCUCUCUCUCUUAAUUUUCUUCACUUUUCUUUAUCCUCACUCAUUCCCUUAACUCUUGCCACCAUCUUAGGACAAUCCCCAAAGCUCAAAAUACCUCAAAGCAUCAAUCAGCUCAUUCAUCUCUCCCUUACUGUCACAGGUAUUUUUCCAUGGUGUUAUACUUAUGAUCCAACAUGUAUCAUCUGCUAUGCCAUGUUUUGAGUUUUUGAGCUAUAUUUGGAAGGAAAACUGUUGAAUUUCUUGAAAUGGAGGAAAGGAAAUUGAAUUUUAAUGCUCCGCUUUUAUCGGUGAGGCGAUUUUCGGGGACAUCUUCAUUUCAAGAUAGAAAUAAGCAGAAAAUCAUUGAGAAUCCUGCCCCUGCUAUACGAGAUGCUCUCCCCUGGUACAGCUCGGAUGCGAGUUUGGAUCAAGUAACCGAACCUGUUGCGGUUCCUUUUGUAUGGGAACAGAUCCCUGGGAAAGCAAAAGGUGGCGUCGAGCACGUGUUCGAGAUGGAUAAGGAAGCUUCUGGUACUCCGAGGCUUCCGCCAGGACGGGUUUUGCAAGUCGUGAAGCCUCCUGUGGAGAAUGACUGUGUGAAGCAGAAUAUGGCUAGGCCCCAACCUGAAAUAUAUUCCGUGAAUGAUAAUGCGACUAAAUUAGACUGCUUGAAUGACGGGAUGAAAGAGAAAUGUGUCUCGGAAUCUGAAAACGAUGAUGAUGAUGAUGUUUAUUCUGAUGCACUUGAUACUUUGUCCCCGACAGAUUCAUUCUCCAUGAAUUGUAGUAUAAGUGGUUUAAGUGGACUAGAUGGCCUGGUUGCAAAACCAUCAGGAACAUUCUCUACCGAUCCACAAACUCAGGAUUUCAUGUUGCGUCGGUUUUUGCCUGCUGCCAAGGCAAUGGCCCUGGAGACACCUCAGUAUGCUUUAAGGAAACAAUCUACGGCACCCGAACAACCUAGAGAGGUUAAGAAAUUGGUUGUUGCGGAUAGGAAACCUCUUGUUAAUCAAUACGAGACAGCUAUCGUUCCGUAUCAUAACCAGGAUGUAGAUGAAGAAGAAACAGAUGAUGAAUCCAUUGACUAUCAGGAUUCUGGCAAUCUAUCGAGAAAAGCUUGUGGCUUGUUGCCUCGGUUAUGCUUCAAGAACUCUCUGUGCCUCUUAAAUCCUGUUCCUGGAUUAAAAUCUAGGACCCACUCUUCAAUGUCUUCUAGUCGCGAUGUCGCAAAACCGUGCAAAGCUACCUACUUGAAGUCUCACAGCCAAAUUGCUGAGAAGAAUGCUCGGGAUGUUGUUCAUGAGGACAAAUCAGCUAGGGGAGUUCGAUCCCCUCAGCUCCCCAUGAACAAAUCCGAUGGUGCAUUUGAACGACCUAGGCUCUCCAAGGACAAAUCCGGUACUGCAUUUCAAUCACCCAAGCUCUCCAAGGACAAACCAGAUACUGCAUUUCAAUCACCCAGGCUCUCGAGGGACAAACCGAAUACUGACGUUCAAUCCCCUAGGCUCCCUGAGAUAGGGAAAGAGCUGAUAUGCGUAUCAAAUCAGUUUAGCAGCUCAAAUGACCAGCAGAUAGUGAAUAAGUCAACUCCCAAAAAACUUCCAGGUAGUGCUUGCAUUUCUCCGUAUCGUAGGGAGAGACCUCAAUCACCGUUCCGUGGAGGGGGCUUUCUUGGCAUGCCUAAAGAAGCUGAGAAAUACAAAGCUAAUAUGAUGGUUAAGUAUACCAGAAGCAAUAACAGCUCGCAGGAAUUAGUACCGUAUCAGAGCAGCAGACAAGGCUCAGGUCCUCUAAGCCCUGCAGUUGAGAAAACUUUGUAUGUAGAUACUGUGAAUGAAAUGGCAAGUUCAAAUUCCAAUUCCUCGGAUACGAAAGUCCAAAUGGAUUCCAUAGGAAAACAUUCAAAUACCUUAGAAGUGAACAAAGUGUUGGAAGAACCUGCUACCAUGGAAUCUCCCCUUCAAGAUACAAAAGGCCUUAGUCUCUUGGAUGGAAAAGGCAUAUUGGAAUACGAAACCGCAGGGUCAGUCAAAUCCAGUCGAUCUUCUUUCUCUGACAAACCUGAUCUCAGAGGUCAAGCAGAAAUGAUAGAUUGCUUCAAGCAGAAUGGAGGACUUGAUCAAGAAUUUAAGUCAUUGCAACGUAUAAAAGUCAGAGCUGAUGGAAAUCUGACUCCUACCGAUAUUGAUGAUUCGAAAGCAGCUGAUGAAACUAAGGCUGGUUCCGAUCACUCUCCUCUUCCACCUCCUUUGCCAAAAACACCAUCCGAGUCUUGGCUUUGGCGUGCUCUGCCUUCAACGACAUCUAGAAAAUCAUCUUUACAGCCUUACACCGGUACUCGUUUUAAACCUAAGAAACAAGAACCUAAGGCACCUUCUACUGAUACCAAGUGGGAAACAAUUGUCAAAACUUCCUACUUGCAUCAUGAUCAUGUCCGCUAUUCUGAGGAACUAGUAACCCCUUUUUCUCAGCAAUCCAAAACUUGAAAAAACACUGAGAGCAUCACUGCAUUCCUUGCACUCACUGCCUUUGUUUCGCAGUUUCGGUUCCAACGUGGUCAGAGCUGGUUAAGAUUUUGCUGCAGCCUACCAUUUUUCUUCUUUCUUCCAAGAGCUUCUCCUUCCACUCUCCUUCUAUGGGCAACUGGAUUUGUUAGCUCUUGUUAUUGUACAAGCUUGUAAGUUGUUCAUUUCUUUUUCCCUAUACAUCACCCAUAAGUGCAGGCCGAGGCCGCUGUUAUGUCAAAGUCCGAUUCGAAUCUUGUAAUGACCACAAAGAUCUUUUUUUUUUCCUUUUUUACCUUUUGUACUUGGUUGUGGUGCUUGUCUUGCACUCGGGUCUCAACAGAUUGUUGUGAAAAAUAUAUUGGAAAAAUAGUAAUCAAACUAUUGUAUAUUUUCUA